UUCCGGUAUUUUUCAGGUGGAAACAGCUCAGUCGGCUGUCUUAUUCUUAUUCUUUGUUUAAACGUGUUUAUUGCUGAAAAGUGUCGAGAUGAAUCGUAUUUUUGGACGAGGAACCCCCAAAGCACCACCUCCGAACCUCACGGACUGCAUUUCAACUGUCGACACACGAGCAGAGUCUGUCGAUAAGAAGAUAGCCAGACUCGAUGCAGAACUGAUGAAGUACAAAGAUCAGAUGAAGAAAAUGAGGGAUGGACCAUCAAAGAACAUGGUGAAACAGAAAGCCAUGCGAGUCCUCAAACAGAAGAGAAUGUAUGAAGGGCAGAGAGAUCAGUUGAUGCAGCAGUCAUUCAACAUGGAGCAGGCGAACUACACCAUCCAGUCCCUUAAAGACACCAAAACAACUGUAGAUGCAAUGAAAAUUGGAGCCAAAGAAAUGAAGAAAGCGUACAAGAAUGUUAAAAUUGAUCAGAUUGAGGAUCUGCAGGAUCAGUUGGAGGACAUGAUGGAAGAUGCCAAUGAGGUGCAGGAGGCUAUGAGCCGCAGCUAUGGGACGCCAGACAUCGAUGAAGACGACCUGGAAGCAGAGCUGAAUGCACUUGGUGAUGAUCUCCUAUUGGACGAUGACAACUCAUAUCUGGACGAGGCCUCCUCAGCUCCAUCUAUACCCGUGGGAGUACCAGGAGACAAAAGCACCCACCGGGAUGGAGUUCUGGUGGACGAAUUUGGCCUUCCUCAGAUUUCAGCCUCAUAAUGGAAUGACAACACUACACAACCCCAAACCCUCAAAAGACUUGGACAAAUAUUUACACACACACACACACACACACACACACACGUACUUUACAAUGAAACACCAGGACAAAGAUUAACAACUUCAGUGUCAAGACUAAAACAGUCCUGCCUUCAAUCUCAGUCUUGACUCUAACCUUUUAUUGCUUCAUAAGGAAUGUGUCCUUCAUAGUCUGCUUUCAUAAUUAAUCUUUGGGCUCUGAGUUUCAUUAUUUUCUAUUGGGAUACUGUUGCCAUGAUCUAUCCUGUUUUCUAAAAGAUAGACACCUGUAGUUGGUUUACUUUGUAAUGCAAUACAGUGUUGCCUACUGAAAGCAAAUAUAAUAAAUUAUUAUAUAUUUCA
Molecule: messenger RNA, 1132 nt
Organism: Myxocyprinus asiaticus (Chinese sucker)
Lineage: Eukaryota; Metazoa; Chordata; Actinopteri; Cypriniformes; Catostomidae
Product: charged multivesicular body protein 5-like
Exons: 8
Coding region: 89-751 (220 amino acids)
Biological process (GO): vesicle budding from membrane; late endosome to vacuole transport via multivesicular body sorting pathway
Cellular component (GO): multivesicular body
Source: RefSeq, a predicted model, not a curated record